GUUUGCACUGUGCUCCAGGUCCCUUAUUUGCCAUCCAGCAAAGAUCAGACACUGAACAUUAUGAAGCUGCUUGAGGGACGAACGGGUCGCUUUGCAGAUCCUGGAUAAUAUUUGUAUUAUGCUGGAGUUUUAAUAUGAUUUUUUUAAUGCUUGCUGUUGAUCUCAGGCUACACAAAGCUGUUUAGUUCCUAGGUGUUUGCAGCCUCUUCUGCCAGCUUCCACUGCACAGGCUUUGAGAUAGACUCAUUAGUGGCGUAUGCCAGGAGCAAGGCCCGCUGGACCGAAGUGCCCCCCCGGCGAGCAGCCUUUGUUAACAAAGACUUCUGGAAGACUGAUUUGUUUGUGACAGCUUUCCUUGCUCCAGGAGUGGAUCUGCGGGAGAAGCUGUUGAAAGAGCUUGCGGAUGACGGGCGUGUCAUCGCUUGUCGUUUUCCUUUCCCCAACUGGCCUCAUCGAUCGUCUGUCGGCUCCGGUCUCGAUGAAACUUUUUCUUAUGACAUGGACACAGUGAGCUCACACCUGAGAAACGUACCAGAUACACCGGUGUGAUUAGUCACAGUCUCUGGGUCUCACAAGCAACACAUCCUCCAGACACAUUUUACCAGAUUACAAAAUGUGAUGUUCAAAGGAAAACCACUGUGAGUUUUGGGAAAAUUGCUGAUUCAAGUAGUUUGCGCACACUGAUCAGCAUUGAUUCUUUUCUGUCGCCUGAACAUAACAAGAAUGAAAGGGACUCUGAUUAGACAAGAAGAAGAAGGGAUUUCUGCAGCACUUAUCCCACAGUGUUUGUUCAGCCUCGCCACUUAUAGAGAAAAUGUAGUACACCAUAUUUCUGGUGGCUGCAUAAGAAGUCUUCCACCAAAAUUAAUUUCCACAUUAACACUGAUAAGCCUUCUUGAUGGCUUGCUACAGGGAGGAUUUUGAGUUUAGAGCUGUUGUUUGUUCUUUUAAUAGUUUUCUUUUGAUUUGUUGGUUUGGAUUUAGAAUGCAUGGCAGCAUUAUAAAAACCACUGCAGCGCAUUGCUGUUCUAAAAUCAUACUGUGGGUCUCAGCUUUUGUGUUAGGGGCCACCACCUCACAGGCAGGUUACUGGAGUCAUCUGCUUCCCCUGACCAUAGGGACUCAUAUCCUGUGACUCCGUAGAAUAUGCAAACCAGCCCGAUAAUCAUCUAGGCACAGAUGAACCCCUCUGUGAUGUUUUUACAGAUCUAUUAGUCUGUGUGUAGUGAGAACGAUAGUGCCACCUUUUGGCAACAGGAAGUAAGCCUAGUUUAACAUAUUUUAUUCGAUUUUCAUAAAAGUUUCACCGUGUGGUCUGCUCUUGAAGGCCUGGUUUAAUGCAUGAUUAGUGGGCGUGGUCAGGUGCUGCUUGACGGACACAGGAAGUGAAGCAUUUAUCAGCAAAUGUAUUGAAUGCUCAAAGGCCACGCUUAAAGUAUAGUAAUCCCAACAAUGUUAACUGGUUUUCUCUACUUUCUUGAGGAAUAGAAGCCUGAACAGUGUAAAAGUGAUAAACACAGAAAAUAUUAGUAGCAAAUGACGCAGAUGCAUUAUGCCCAUCUAUUAACUUUGUCCUCAAUAACUGUUCUUCUUCCUUACAUGAUAAUAUAUACAAGUUAAAAGUUAUUACAGAGCCAAGAUCAGAUUCGGCCUUGAUUUUGCUUUUGAUAAUGAUUUUGCUUUGGAAAGGGUAUGGCACUGCCAAAUUACAAAGAAAAAAAGCUUAAAGCUGAUUCCUGUAAGAACAGGAUAAACCCCGUCCACAGUCAUUAAAUCACCUUUUUCCUUGGUGGUGGAGAGACAACCUGCUACUCAACGUAGCUCAACUCAACCAAGCAUACAUAGGCCUUUUGUAAACGCACCACACCAUUGGUGCAAUCAGCCGUCAACAGCUUGAGGCAAGUGGCGACUAUGAGAGUCCUUUGAGGAGUCGUAAGGCACAGUUGUACAUGUGUAGAGCAACAAAGUCUGUGGUUGUAGAUAAUGCAAAAUAAAAAAAGCCAAUAUUACAUUAAAAACAAACAAAAAAGCCCAACAAUUAAAACAAAUGAUGUGCAAUUUAACAGGGAAGUAGUGAAGCAAUAAAGGGAAAAAGACUAGAACAUUUUUGUGAAAUUACCUUAAGAUCUGUGUUGCGCAAUUAACUUGUGUUUGAUUUAGCUUAUUAGGGUGUUAUUAGUGUUUGGUUCCAUUGUUAAACUGAUAAAGAUAUCUCCAUGGAUUGUGCAGCCAUGAUGGAGCAAAGUGCCACUGAAUCUGUGUCAUUGUGGCCCCUGCAGUAAACAGGAGGAUGAUACAAAUCCUUCUAUUACACAUGCCUGACUUAGCAAACUGACAUCUCUGCAACCUUUUCUCCUCAAACCACUGCUCACAGCCUCACAAGUCAGGCUCCUAUGUGCCAUACAAAUGUUUAUUUUUUUUUGGUGAACAUAAUGUCGAGGGCACAACAGGUCUGAUAUCCAAACGCUCCACCUGAGGGUGCUAGUGCUCCAAACUGAGCUUGGUCCGCAGACACCGGAUGAGAAGAACCUGAGCAGAAUUUGGAAAACAUGCAUCCUCUGCAUUGUGGGUAUUCCAUCGAGCAAAUGCACCAGAUCAACACAUCCUUUAAUACAAUCCUGCAACACAAAUUAAGAAGCUCAAUUCAAUUUACUGGGUUCCUGUAUGAAUAAA
Molecule: messenger RNA, 2673 nt
Organism: Platichthys flesus (European flounder)
Lineage: Eukaryota; Metazoa; Chordata; Actinopteri; Pleuronectiformes; Pleuronectidae
Biological process (GO): regulation of mitochondrial ATP synthesis coupled proton transport; peptidyl-lysine trimethylation; positive regulation of proton-transporting ATP synthase activity, rotational mechanism
Cellular component (GO): mitochondrion
Molecular function (GO): protein-lysine N-methyltransferase activity
Source: RefSeq, a predicted model, not a curated record